Messenger RNA from Synchiropus splendidus (mandarinfish), 3189 nucleotides. RefSeq names its product 5-hydroxytryptamine receptor 1B-like. Gene Ontology annotation, molecular function: G protein-coupled serotonin receptor activity. Gene Ontology annotation, cellular component: plasma membrane. NCBI's taxonomy places the organism in Eukaryota, Metazoa, Chordata, Actinopteri, Syngnathiformes, Callionymidae. The coding region runs from base 237 to 1358 and encodes 373 amino acids. The record is from RefSeq and is a predicted model, not a curated record. The transcript has a single exon. Gene Ontology annotation, biological process: chemical synaptic transmission; vasoconstriction; adenylate cyclase-activating adrenergic receptor signaling pathway.
UCCUGGUCUGACUCGGACACUCGCGAGAACUUGAACUCGAACCUUCCCCGGAUGAUGGACGUCUGCCUGACCUCUCCCGCGAGAUUCCCGCCCUAGACCGAGAGGAUGAAGAAAAGGCGCCAAAAAUGCCUGCCCGCGGGUCAAGACCUGGACGUGGCUGCAGACCCGAGCGGUCCCCGUGGGGUCUCCAGACCUGAGCUCCAUGUCAGGCGCGCGUGAGCGCGAGCGCGGGAGGGAUGGAGAACGUCAGCCAGCUGGUCCACGCAGAGCUGUGGAACGACACCCACGCCAACGUGACGUCCCCGGGCGAGAGCCGGGAAGCUAACGUGGCGCUCCGGGCGGGCGUGGCCGUGACCCUGGCCCUCAUCACUCUGCUCACCACGCUGUCCAACGCCUUCGUCAUUGCUACCAUCUACCAGUCGCGCAAGCUGCACACUCCCGCCAACUUUCUGAUCGCGUCACUGGCGCUGACGGACCUGCUGGUGUCCAUCCUGGUGAUGCCCGUCAGCGCGCUCUACACGGUCAGCCAGACCUGGACUUUGGGGCAGGUGGUGUGCGACAUCUGGCUGUCCUCGGACAUCACGUGCUGCACCGCCUCCAUCCUCCACCUGUGCGUCAUCGCGCUGGACCGCUACUGGGCCAUCACGGACGCGGUGGAGUACUCCAAGAAGCGCACGCCGGCGCGCGCCGCGGGCAUGAUCGCCACCGCCUGGGUCAUCGCUAUCUCCAUCUCGCUGCCGCCGUUUUUCUGGCGCCAGGUGAAGGCGGAGGAGGUGACGAGCUGCAGCGUCAACACGGACCACAUCUUCUACACCGUCUACUCCACCUUCGGCGCCUUCUACAUCCCUACGCUGCUGCUGAUUGCGCUCUACGGGCGCAUCUACGUGGAAGCCCGCAAGCGCAUCCUCAAGCAGUCCAACAAGAAGCCCGGGAAGCGGCUCACCUCCGCGCGCCUCAUCACCGACUCGCCGGGCUCCGUGGCCUCCACCAGCUCCCUCAACUACGGGACCAACGACGCGUCGUCCUGCGACACUACCUCGUGCGUGAGCCAAGUCAAAGUCACGGUGUCGGACGCGCUGCUGGAGAAGAAGCGCAUCUCCGCCGCCCGCGAGAGGAAAGCCACCAAGACCCUGGGCAUCAUCCUGGGAGCCUACAUCUUCUGCUGGCUGCCCUUCUUCAUCUACACGCUGCUGGUGCCGCUGUGCGAGUCCUGCUUCCACCCGGAGCUCUUCGACUCCUUCACCUGGCUCGGAUACCUCAACUCGCUCAUCAACCCCGUCAUCUACACCAUGUCCAACGAGGACUUCAAGCAGGCCUUCCACAAACUGCUGCGCUUCAAGUGCUGCCGCCGGGCGUGAAGCCAGGACCGCACGCUGACAUGACACACACACACACACACACACACGCACAGAGUCUGGUACUACUUAGCGGGGAGCCUUCCCCCAGACUGGAGCCCAGCUAGAAUCAGCCAGUUAGUUGGAUGUUUGAAGCCUCAGAUUGAGGCUUGUGGGGACCAGCCAAAUGUCAACACAAAGUCAUGCGGUCCUCACAAGUAAGGAUAAACCAGGUACGCACACACACCUCCUCUCUCUCACACACAUACCUACACACACUCUCGCGGCCGCGUCCACACGACUGAAUUUUGAUUCGUCCCAACAUGGUUCUGACCCAAAACCAAAACAACCUGCCCGUUACGAGGGAGUGAAACACCUUGAUGACGUCAUCCUCGCGCCUCGGCAGCCGCAGUGGUGUGGACGCGGCCGUGGGUCUGGGACGCCAGGACGGGCGUCAGGGAUCCUUCACUGCUGCAUUACCGACUCCACGCAGGUGCGGCACUGGACUGACGCCACCUGCAGACUGGAUCUGCCAUGACGGUCAACAGACGUUGGCUUGUAAAGCACAAAAACUGCGCAGUGUUGCGCUGGCCUGAGCCCCAGGGGCAAAAAAAAAAACACCCUUCUGUCGGUCUAGUUGCCGCGUGCAGUGUGACGGGAAGCACUGGUGCCUACAGGAAGUGGACAUUCUCAGCACCCGACCCGGGUUUGGAGCCCGAUCUCUUCAGCGUGAGCGCCAACAUCCCAAAGCCAGUGGAUUUCCUGCUCUUCACGACAGUGAACAGCAGGGGGCGCCAGACGGCUCGUGCUCACGUGAGCUAGCAAUAACGCUGUGUCAGUGUUGUCAGACCUCAGGCCAGUGAGGCGUGCGUCAUCAGGUCAAGCCCACCGGAGAUCCCCCCCCCCCGAGCAAGAGACCCGGCAACUGAACCACCAGGGGAUGGAGGAAGCUCGUGGGAGCUCAAGAGGCUGAAGAGUCCAGCACUGAGGUCACAGAAAAGCAAGCUUCCUCUCAAACCAAGCUCAGCAGGGGGGAGGGGCCUGAGUGGCUCAUUAGAGCUGAGCCAGGAGGCAGCACCCACUGUGAGACUCGGAGCAGAGCAGGCAUGAGACCCGCGGGUCCCGGGUCAGACGAGGAGCAGGCACAGCCGCUGAAGAGAUCGGGUCGUGACUCGAGGCGUGUGACUCGGCCACUAGGUGGCGCUGGGCCCUCGCCACCCUGCCCAUCAAAACCUGUGAAUGAUGAAAAUGUCACUGCGAUCCCAUCAGUGUUUUCACAUGUUGAAUGUCACGCCGCGGCGCUGCUAAUCCUGUGAAAAGAGCCAUCUAAUCUGAGGUUUGCAGGAGCAGGAAACGAAGGACGAUUGUCUGUGGCUUCUCACCAUCCUCACAUCUGCCGGCGCCGGCUCUCGUGAUGUGAAGAAAUCGCAGAAUUGUAAUGAAACUCACGUCCCGUGACUCUCUCCUGCCAGGGGAGGAGGAAGUGGGAGGAGCAAGUGAGGGCCAGGGCAGGAUUUAACGCUGAAUUUGCACAAUUUCACGAUUGUUUGUUUGUGACUCUGAAAGCUUUAUUUACGUCGCUUGUUCCACGUCUUUGUUUGUCAACAAUAAUCACAACUCAGCAGAAUUGUGCGACUGUAGGACGUGGAGGGAAACACGAGUUCAAUAAAGGUGUUUUUGUAUCCGUGUGUGGCCACACUUCUUCUUCCACGUCUGUCCAUGUUCCUGCAGCGCCGCGCUGCCUCCAGUGGUGGAGAUGCGAACCACACUUGCCUCAGACCUCGGUCCUUUGAUCGGUGAAAUCACCAAAGAGGGACACAGCUUCCUCCGUUUCACUCUCACACUGGUGUUUUUC